CAGACAGAAUACACAGUCUUUGUUCUUGAUACGCCAGUGUCAAGCGGUGUGAGCUGUUGCUUUUCAUUUAAAUGAAUAUACCAUUUGCUCUUAAUAUACCAGAUGCUCUUUUCUAAAGUAUGCGUAUCAUAUCUUUAAGAGAAAUUAUAAUUUAAUCAUCAAAAAAAACUUCAUUCCAAUGUACUCGCGUAGAGAACAGCAUUGGCUCAUACAUUGCAGUGCUGUAUCGUUUACACGUAAUUCUCAUUGAACCAAUUCUGCAACGGGUUAAUGUUUAUUAUUGUUAAUGUUGUUUUUCGAACGAAUGCUAAAAAAGGUUUAGAAUAUCUGUUAAGAUGUCAGGAAGAAAUGAUGAAUUCUUGUAAUCAUUUUGCUCGUAAUAUUAUCUUACGUUAUAACAUAAGGUAAUAUUAAUUAAUUACAUUCAAUUAAUUAAAUACAUCGUUGACAUUUCAUACUGCGCUCUAUAAAUACAUUUGGUCCAUAAAAGUGCAUAAAGAUGUAAAUUCAAGGCAAAUGUGCAGUUCAUUUGUAAAAUUCCUGAGUCAUCGAGAAAAUUUCCACGUGUAACGCAAUUAUCGGAUUUAAUUUUUACAGAACAAUAAUAUUGUGUGUACAUUGACCGAGUAAGUGAUCUGACAGCAUAAUUUAUAUAAGCCACGGAAUCAUCGGCACUGCGUUAGAUUCUGUUAGACCAAUGGUAAUUUCACUAAUUUUUCAGGGCACAAUUGAAACAGUGGUUAAGAUCGUGUGCAAUGCACCGGUACUACUGCAACUACUUCCCUGUAAAACUAGUGAAAACCACCGAUUUGGACCCGAACAAGUCGUAUUUAUUUUGCAACUUCCCACAUGGCAUAUUAUGUUUAGGAGUUUAUGGUGCCUUUGGUACAGAUGCCGCCGGUUACAGGGAAUUAUUCCCGGGCAUGGAUAUCAAUGUAGUCAUGUUGGAUCAAAAUUUCAAGAUACCGUUUUUGCGUGAUUACUGCCGUAUCAACAGUACUGCUAGUAGCAGUCCAGAAAGCAUGAAUCAAUUAUUAUCGACGAAACCUGCGGCUCCAUUCACCGGAAAAGUAACGGUUCUUAUGCCUGGUGGAGCAGCAGAAAUAAUGGAAUCCAAGCCGGGCACUUAUCGUAUCCUUAUAAAAAGGAGGAAGGGCUUCGUAAGGCUCGCGCUGAAGAAUGGCGUUCCCUUAGUUCCUGUCUGUUCGUUCGGUGAAACGAACGCAUACGAUCAGAUAACAUUUCCAGAAGGCUCAUUUAUGAAGAAAGUAAUGAACUUCAUUCGUAAAAUAAUGGGUCUCCCUCCGGUUUUCUUUAUAGGCCGGGGAUUCUUCCAGAACUAUUACGGUAUUAUUCCACGGCGAACACCAAUCACUGUCGUU
This is a messenger RNA of Heterotrigona itama, 1382 nucleotides long. The record is from the annotation of a GenBank genome assembly. NCBI's taxonomy places the organism in Eukaryota, Metazoa, Arthropoda, Insecta, Hymenoptera, Apidae.